Messenger RNA from Vigna radiata var. radiata (mung bean), 1143 nucleotides. RefSeq names its product serine/threonine-protein phosphatase 4 regulatory subunit 2. Lineage: Eukaryota; Viridiplantae; Streptophyta; Magnoliopsida; Fabales; Fabaceae. The record is from RefSeq and is a predicted model, not a curated record. Gene Ontology annotation, cellular component: nucleus; cytoplasm; protein phosphatase 4 complex. The coding region runs from base 157 to 867 and encodes 236 amino acids. Gene Ontology annotation, molecular function: protein phosphatase regulator activity. Gene Ontology annotation, biological process: protein dephosphorylation. The transcript is spliced from 8 exons.
AAUAAGCAGAGCCCAAUGAACGUAUACAACACCUCGACGCAGUUCCUCCGCUGACGGCGACGGAGGCUGCUAAAGAAAACAACCUUCUGAAACCUCUCGUCACCACGCCACUCCACUUUUUCAAAUCCAGUUCAACUAAUAUUAUAGUUUCAUUUCAUGGAGACGCAACCACAUGAGAUUUUACAUCAGCCACCGGUUUCUUCAAAUGAAGCCCACAACGAUGACGUGUCGAACCACAGUAGAGAGGCUGAGCAAAAACAAGAUGUUUCGAGGGAAGAAGUUUUGCAGACUUUGCAAGUUAUUGCAUCUACUGGGAAGUUCUGGCAUGACUGGGAUAAGUUGAAGAGCAUGCUAUCCUUUCAGUUGAAGCAGGUGCUGUCAGAGUAUCCUGAGGCAAAAUUGACUAGCGAGCAGCAGUAUGCGUCUUUGGGAGAAUCCUAUAUUGAGUUGGUUAAUAAACUAGAUGAAGCUCUUACUUGUUUCGUUGAUGGUCCUCCAUUUACAUUGCAAAGACUUUGUGAGAUCCUAUUGGAUGCAAAAGGCAUUUACCCAAAUCUUUCUAAGCUUGCUUUAGCUCUUGAAAAGAACUUAUUAGUUACAUCUACAUUGACAAUCUGCACUGAUCCAUACCCACAAGCAACAGCAAAAGUGCCAGGACACCAAGAGAAGACAAAUGAAAAGGAGAAUCCGCAACCGGAUACUGCUCAGAAUGUUACUGCACAGAAUGGCGUCGAGCCUCAGGUGCCUGACAAAGACGAAGUAAUGACUGAGGCUGAUGUGGGGGAUGAUAUGACCAUUGACAUGGAAACUUUUGAAGGCGAUAAAUCAUCAGAAACGAAUUCUGAACCUAAUGCUAGUAAUCUAUAAGCUUAGUGUUUAGUGUGCAUCUUUAAACCCGUAAACUCUGAUGAGCUGAAGACUUGGACGCUUUCAUUUUCAGUGAGCUCCAAAUGCUAUGAGAACAACGUGGCCCCUUGGUCAUUUCAGAGUGCUUUAAUCCCUAUUUUGGUAAUCAUUGGAGUUAGACAUUCUUAACAUUUAAAAACAGAACAAAGUUUCUACAUUGUAACUUUGGAUGCAAUGCUUGUAUUGAUGCCAUGAAGUUGAAUAUAUCUCACUGUAGAUUUGUUUUUAAAAGUUAAA